AUGGCUGAUAUUGAGGAAGUCAAUCUGGACAGGGGUCGCUUCAAGGUGCUCCACUUGGAUAACACCAAAAGGCGGCUAAUUGUCGUUUUGGAGGGUGCUCAACUAGAGACGGUCAAGGUAAACGACACCUUUGAACUGCUCAACUGCGAUGAUCACGUGGAGUUUUUGCGCCAAAACCAAAGGGAUCCUGCAACCUGUCGUCCGGAUAUCACCCUUCAGACCCUCUUGAUGCUCUACGAUUCUCCCCUCCAUCGGGCUGGUCUUCUCCAGGUUUUCGUGCACACCGAGAAGGAUGUCCUCUUCGCAGUGAAUCAACAGACCCUGAUUCCCCGAACCUUCAAGGGCUUUGCCCCCUUAAUGGUGAAACUGCUGAACGAGGGUCAGGUUCUAUCCAAGGAGGACCCCACCCAAAAGCUGUUCAGUGUGAUCAAGAAUCCCAUUUCGGAUCAUCUUCCCGUGGGAUGCAAGCGGUACGCCUUGAGUGCCGCCGGCAAACCGCUGCCGAAUCUCCGGGAUAUUGUGCCAAAGGAGGAGGAUGAGCCGGUGGUCAUCGUGAUGGGAACCUAUGCCUUUGGCAACCUGAAGACCGAUUUAACCGAGGAGUUCUUCUCCCUCAGCAGCUAUCCACUGGCCGCGAAUGACGUGUGCUCCAGACUCACCACUGCAUUUGGGGAUGUGUGGGGCGUGGUUCUAGUUCAUCCUAAUAUUGUUUUUCUUAAUCUUCAGAAUAUUUGUUUUAGAAUAUAUAUUAAAUGUUUUAUUAAAAAACUGCCAAAGAAUAUACACAAUACGAAAUAA
This is a messenger RNA of Drosophila takahashii, 798 nucleotides long. Its product is annotated as ribosomal RNA small subunit methyltransferase NEP1-like. Gene Ontology annotation, molecular function: rRNA (pseudouridine) methyltransferase activity; rRNA binding. Gene Ontology annotation, biological process: rRNA base methylation. The record is from RefSeq and is a predicted model, not a curated record. Gene Ontology annotation, cellular component: nucleolus; small-subunit processome. NCBI's taxonomy places the organism in Eukaryota, Metazoa, Arthropoda, Insecta, Diptera, Drosophilidae.